Molecule: messenger RNA, 469 nt
Organism: Abrus precatorius (Indian licorice)
Lineage: Eukaryota; Viridiplantae; Streptophyta; Magnoliopsida; Fabales; Fabaceae
Product: NAD(P)H-quinone oxidoreductase subunit S, chloroplastic-like
Exons: 1
Coding region: 20-469 (149 amino acids)
Biological process (GO): photosynthetic electron transport chain
Source: RefSeq, a predicted model, not a curated record
UUCAGAAUCACAAUUAAGAAUGGGUGCUUUUGCUACACUUCAUGGCCUAAAUGACACUCUCUUUCGAUCUCAAUUCCUAGGCCAACAUCACCACCUCACUCCUCACUUCUCUCUCAAACGACCACCUUGGACACAACAUCAUAGAAAACCAACUUUUGAAGUCCUAAAACCAUGUGCCAAGUUCAACAUAUUGGAAAUGAUGGGAGGGAGAGGACUAUGCAAUGGAGAAAAGGGUCUUCAACAAGAGCUGGAAAGGCAAAUAGUUGUUGAUGACAAGCCUCAGCAGUCAUCAUCAAGUAGUAGUAAUGAUCAAGAUAGCGAUGGAAGUGUUGGUGUUCCAGAAGAUGCUUUUGAGAAAGAAAUGAUGGGUCUAACUGGGGGGUUUCCUGGGGGUGAAAAAGGCUUGAUAAAGUUCAUAGAGAAAAACCCACCUCCAAAACCACAAAAUGUUCUCACCCAUUCACUUUGA